AUGAAUGCCUGGCUCUCCGACGUCGCGACUGCGAACAUCCCUACCCACGAUAAUGGCGCCUUCACCAAUAAUCCUACCAUCGACCCGACGAUGGCUUUCCUUCAUCAAUCCCCUACCUCUGCCGAUCCUGCCCAGUUCCAACGUAUGUUCAAUAAUGGCGGCCCCCAGGCUAUGUCACCUGGCUUCCACAACCCAAACUCGGUGAUCCCUUCGAAAAGACCGCGCCCCGAUGAUGGGAUGUCCAUGUCUCCUAGGCCUGCACCAGGUGGCUUGCCAAAUUCUCGUUCGCAUACUCCUCAAGUGCCAUAUCCCGGUUACCAGGGUCCACAGAUCAAUGGCGGCGCAUCGCAAUUUCCUCAACCCCAACAUGCGCCAACACCUUAUCAACAUCUUCAACAAGGAGGCUCUGCCAAUGCCAGCCCCUCCCCCAUCCCUGCGGACUUCGAUCAGCAAGCCGUGCCACGGGUGCAAACUGCGUCUCCUAGCCCGUUUUCGCCCGCCGGAAUGCAUGUCGGUCCGCAAAUCUCUCCUUCCCACUCAGAUCAUGGCAGCCGCGUCAAUACUCCACAGAGUAGCACGUUCCCGCAGGGUCAGCCUUACGGCCAGGCUGUAGGGUCACACUUCUCGCCAUCACCGGCAAUGACGUCUGCUGGCAUUCAUCCGGCAAUGCAGGCACAAUUCAACCAAAACAAUGCUGCCCAUCUCCCGCAAGGAUUUCCUCAACAACAAAUGUCUUCACAACAACGCCUUUACCAAAUGCAGCUCCAGAACCAAGCGCGCCAGAUGCAGGCGGCCGCCUCUCCUUCAGUAGGACGCCCAAUUGGCCCUGGGGGACCGGGACAGAACCCUAUGCAACACCCCCACAUGGCGACCAUGCGACAAAUUCAGCAAAAUAUGGCAAAACCGACGAAUCCAGAAGGGUUUUUACAUGUACUCCAACGGUUUUGGAUAUCGCGCGGCCACCCUCAAGUCAACCUAUCCCCUGUUGUCAGUGGACGGCCGCUCAAUCUGAUGCAGCUUUAUGCGACGGUCAUGAAGAUGGGUGGCUCUAAAAAGAUUACUGCGACGAACUCGUGGCCUAUUGUUGCUCAACAAUUACAGUUCCCCGCCAUGCAGUAUCCAACAGCAGUGCAGGAAAUCCGGGAACAUUACAUGAGGAUUCUGGCUCAAUAUGAGCAGGCGUGGUUAAGUUCUCAACAGAAGCAAUUCACAGAUCAAAUGCAUGGUAGUCCACAGCGAGAUCCAGUCGAGGGGCCUGUCGGCAUUAAUCCUCAAACUUCGCCAGUGAAGCCUAUGGGUAACCAUUCUUUCGACAUGUCCGUGUCCCAACAAUUCUCCCCCAGUUCCGCCCCGAACCAGCAAAUACAAAACCACGCACCUCCAAUACCAGUUAAUGGUUUCGCGACACCCUCACAAUCUAAGCCCCAGCAGAAGCAUAUUAAUCACCAACAACGGCCGAGUCUGUCUCGAGCACCAGAGUCAAUGUCACCUAACGGACGGGUUGCCCAGUUUUCGGCAUCCCCUAUUCAAGCGGAGAAAAAGCCGAUUCCCGUCGCAACAAAAACACAACCGGGCGUCGGUGUUGGCGAGGAGUCGGCGAGUACCUCCUGGCGACAACCGAUACAAGACCCGUUCAAACCUGCUGUAUUUCCUGAAAGCCAAUACCAUGGGCCUAUUAUUGUGGAUGAAAUGUUCCCAACUGGGCGAAGAAAAUUAUACGGUUGA
Messenger RNA from Blastomyces dermatitidis ER-3, 1725 nucleotides. RefSeq lists its product as uncharacterized. Bases 1 to 1725 code for a protein of 574 amino acids. Gene Ontology annotation, molecular function: transcription cis-regulatory region binding. Gene Ontology annotation, biological process: regulation of transcription by RNA polymerase II. Gene Ontology annotation, cellular component: SWI/SNF complex; nucleus. NCBI's taxonomy places the organism in Eukaryota, Fungi, Ascomycota, Eurotiomycetes, Onygenales, Ajellomycetaceae. The transcript has a single exon. The record is from RefSeq and is a predicted model, not a curated record.